AUGGCAGAAGAGCAGCAGCAACAACAAGUUGAAGAUGUGCUUCAGACAGCGAGAAGCAAGUUUAGUAUUCAAAUCACAUCGGCGACAACAAUGCACAUUGAGAUUGCCCGCGAGCAAUGCAAAUCGAGUAGCUGCAACAUUUCCACAUUGCUGUUGCACAACGGGCGACAAUAUGCCAGCAAUUUUGUGGUGAAACGUAAAUGGAUUGCAGCCAUGCAACAACAACUGCUGAAGUGGUCGUUGUCGUUGCCACAGCAGCUGCCGAAGGAACCAUCGGCCAACGAUACACGGCAAUUGUUUUGCGACAACUGCAAUCAAUCAUUCAAUAUAGCUUUGCAGCUUUGCUUCGACAUUGAGCGUAGCAUUAAGUUUAGUUGCCAAUCGCAGGUCACGAUCAUCGAGUGCUUUAAUCACACGCCAAAUGGUCGCUCACGGCUGCUGACUAACGGCAGCAGCCACAACAAUAGCAAUUGUAGCAACAUUGGAGACAGCAGUAAUAAGAGCAACAUCAACAGUAUUGACAACAGCAAUGAGAUCAGCAACAGUAUCAGCGAUGGAAAGAGUAAUGACAGCAACAACAACGGCAACAACAACAUUGGAGAAUGCAGUGAUAACAGCAACGUAGAUAGCAACAUCAAUGAGAAUAGCAACAUCAAUGAAAAGAGCAACUGGAAUAAUAGCAACAACAGCGUCAGAGAUGGAAACAGCAACAUCAGAAGCAACAACAUUGGAUACAGCAGUGAUAACAGCAACAGCAACAGCAAUGACAAAAGCAACAACUUAAGCAUCAGCAACGAAAACAGCAGCUUCAAUAAGAACAGUAACAACAUUAACAAUGGAAAUAUCAACCACAUCAACAACAUCAGCAACAAUGGCGACAGCAGUGAUAGCAGUGAUAACAGCAACAUUAAUGACAAAAGCAACAUUGACAGCAACAGCAUAAGCAAUGACAACAAUGAAAAUAUCAAUGAAAAUAUCAACCACAUCACCAACAUCAGCAACAACAACAUUGGAGACUGCAGUGAUAACAGCAACAGCAAAAUCAUUAACACAAGCAACAUCAAUGUUAACAGCAACAUCAAUGAGAUGAGCAACAAUAUUAGCAUUAGCAAUGGAAAUAGCAACGACAUCAACAACAUUGGAGACUCAACAUCAAUAGGAACAGUAACAACAUCAGGUAUGGAAAGAGCAACCACAUUAAAAGCAUUGGAGACUGCAAUAACAGACUGGAUAACAGCAACAUCAUUGAGGAAAGCAACAUUUAUUAAUGAUAACAGCAACAUCAAUGUUAACAGCAACAUCAUAAGCAAUGACAGCAACCCGAACAACAAUGUGAAUUUGAAAUGCAACAGGAACUGCAAUGUCAGCAGCAACAUCGAUGAGAGCAACGACACAGACGGCAACUCCGAGAGCGACAGGGAAUGCGUGAUCAACUGCAGCGAUAAGGAUCUUAAUUUGAAUGCACGCUUUGUGAAUUUGGUUGAUUACGUGCAACUUGCGGAGAGCGAAGCAGCAGCAACAGUUGCAGCAACAGCAUCGCUGUACGUUGACUUUCAAUAUGCGCGACAAAUGUGGCCAAUGAUGAUGGGCAGCGAAAGUGUCGACACUGAUGAAGAUAAAGAUGGAUUUGUUAAUGGUGAUGAAGAUGUUGAUAAUGAAGAUGUUGAUGAUAAAGAUGCUGAUGAUAAAGGAGCUUAUGAUAAAGAUGCAGAUAAUAAAGAUGAUGAAGAUGUUGAAAGUGUUGAAGACGUUGAUGAUAAAGAUGUUGAUGAUAACGAUGCUGAUGAGAAAGAUGUUGAUGGUAAAGCAGUUUAUGAUAAAGAUGCAGAUGAUAAAGAUGUUGCCGAUAAAGAUGUUGAUGUUGAAGAUGUUGAAAAUGUUGAAGACGUUGAUGAUAAAGAUGUUGAUGUUAAAGAUGUUAAUGUUAAAGAUGUUAAUGAUGAUGAAGAUGAAGAAGAAGAUGUUAAUUAUGAUGAAGAUAAUAAAGAUGAAGGCUUUAAUGAUGAUGUUGGCAACACUGCUAAAGAUGUUGCUGAUGAUGUUGGCGACAAGACCGAAGAGGAGCAGCAAGAUGAUGAACGAACCCUGAGCUGGGACAGAGAUUUAAUCGAUAUUGUGUCCGUGCAGCGUCAAGUGCGUGAUCUAAACGAGUUGAGUGUUCGAUUGGUGCAAACGAACAACACGAAUUCGCUGCCGGUUGUUUGUAAUAUUGACUUGGGCUCGUACAAUUCAAUAGAUAACAUCGACGACCAGUGUUUGGAGUUGGACUGCAUUAAAGCUGGCAUCGAUGAAUGGCUGCAGAGCGAAGAUCGUUCCUUCGAAACGAACUUGAGUCGUCCACUGCGUCGCCUGAUUGGCGAACUUCCAGCACAGACAGCGCUCGAAGAGCGUCUCACUUGGUUGAUCGACGAAGAAGCUAACUAUAUUGCUCCUGCUGUUGUUGAGGAUGAGCGAUCGUCGCGUUGGCGUUUGUACCAGGAUUUGUGUUCGCCUGAUGUUCGGUUUUUAAUACGUCAGAGCAUCAAUGAGCUGGCGUACUUACAACAGAAUUUGAAUCGCAUCGAUGUGCAGCAAGAACUUAGAUAUGAGAAUGACGAAUCGGAUGAGGAGGAAGCCAGCAGCAGUUGCAACUAUGAACCGGAGUUGGAGUUGGAAAUUGUGCCGCUUGCCUCGUAUGUAAAACAAACAGCUGAGCUAAUUGCCCAGAUUAAGACAACACUUUAA
Drosophila nasuta is the source of this 2724-nucleotide messenger RNA. RefSeq lists its product as uncharacterized. The record is from RefSeq and is a predicted model, not a curated record. The coding region runs from base 1 to 2724 and encodes 907 amino acids. Lineage: Eukaryota; Metazoa; Arthropoda; Insecta; Diptera; Drosophilidae. The transcript is spliced from 4 exons.